Paraphaeosphaeria sporulosa is the source of this 1324-nucleotide messenger RNA. RefSeq names its product EF-hand. The transcript has 2 exons. Gene Ontology annotation, molecular function: cytoskeletal motor regulator activity; calcium ion binding; myosin heavy chain binding. Lineage: Eukaryota; Fungi; Ascomycota; Dothideomycetes; Pleosporales; Didymosphaeriaceae. Gene Ontology annotation, biological process: mitotic cytokinesis; actomyosin structure organization. The coding region runs from base 46 to 1119 and encodes 357 amino acids. The record is from RefSeq and is a predicted model, not a curated record. Gene Ontology annotation, cellular component: myosin II complex; cytoplasm.
UCACCGCCCACAUCGGCCGCCACAGCCUGGAAUCGCGCGACCACCAUGUCCACAACACCGACCCCGUACAAGCCGUCGCCGCUCUCCUUCAACAGCGCGCGCACCUCGCCCUUCCGCCGCCCCAGCACGCUUGCACAGUCGCCCGGAAACUCGCCGUCCACCGCCCGCCCGACCACGCCCAGCAGCUCGCCGCUCAAGCCGACACCAGACAACACCCCUCUGCAGACACCUGCACCCUUGCGCAAGCCCGCCGCAAGCAAUGCGUCCCAGAGACCGCCUUCGUGGCUGAACACGCGUGGAACCUCGCUCGAGCCGGAGAUUCCCAAAUCGCCGUCGCGUCAAGUAUCCACGUCCACCCAGCACACCAUCCGAGCUUCGAAUACCGCCUCGAUUGCAGCACGCUUCGAUGGCGGAGCGAGCGCGCCUCCGCUCGAGCGGACCACCAGCAGAGAGCUCCCCGUGGAGCGACCCUUCGAGCGCACCUCCAGCAAGGACCAUUUGCCUGCCUUGUCUCGGCCCGCCAACAUAGAUUUCCCCCCGCCGCUGCAACCAACACCCCGACCAGCCAUGGCCCCGCGAACAAACUCCACCGACGCCCUGGCCAGGAUCCCGCCUCCGCUUCUCCACAGCAUGCGCGAGUCGUUUAGCGUCAUGGACCGCGACAACAGUGGCUUCGUAGAUGCAGCAGAUGUUGCAGAGAUGCUCUCACAGCUCGGCCUCAGCGCCACGCCGUCUACGCUUAGUUCGCACUUUUCGGAUGGUGCCAAAAACAUCAAUCUGGCCACGUACCUCAACACACUUUCGGAUCUGCUUUCUGGGCUCUCGCAUCCAAACGAGCUGAAUGCGGCCUUUGAGGCCUUUGAUGACGGGGAUGACGGUCAGAUUGAUCUCGGCGAGCUGAAAGAUGCUCUGCUCCACACGGCGCCCGAGCCUGGCGAGCGCAAGCUUACCGAACGCGAGAUUGACAUGGUUGUGGAAGGCUUUAGUGGCCGGAGGGCCUUUGGUAAGGGUGCAAAGGGACUCGGACGAGGCGAGGUGUUCAGGUAUCAGGAGUUCGUGGCUAGUGUCACAGGCGGUGGCAGCGCCGAGAAUGGAGGCGGCGCGGCCGCACCUGCUUAAGGUAGGGAACGUAUGUUAAUGCUGCAUCGGGACGGCGUUUGGAAGAUUAAUGAGGGCAUGGAGUUGGUUUCAGGGGUGCCAUUGCGGCACAGGAGUAUCGAUGAAUAACCAACAUAGCAAGCAGCAAUAGGGAGAUUGGACAUCCUCACAAUGCACACAUGAAGUCUAGUUGAGUGUGAUUCAAUGUGUACCCUUGGAAGAUGAA